AUGAAACGAAAUAGCUUGAAAAUCUGCAGCCGCUGCAUUGGUCGAGACAGGAAGAAAGCCCUCGACGAGCCCUACUUCUUCAGCGCUGCGAAUAACCUCGACUUUGGGGAAGUCCCCGGCAAUCUACCCGAUCUAACGAUGGUUGAGGAGAUGCUUAUUGCUAGGAUUCACGUACACGUCAAGGUCCUACAAGUGCGUGGCGCUCAAUACAAAUAUCGCGGCCACGUUAUCCACUUUCUUCGCAACAUUGGUAGGCUAUUUGAAGAGCUCCCAGUGCUACCGAAGGAGCUAGAUAUCGUGCUCCUACGGCCUCCUAAUAUGGAAGGCGACCCUCGCUUCCAGCAACAGUUUGCUCGCGAUUUCCGGCGCCACCACCCGGGCUAUCGCGAUAUCGUCAUCCCACAAGGCCCUGUUGAGGAGGCCUUGAAGAGGAUCCUGCGAUGCGGACGCAUCAGCGAUCCCGAACUUGCAGGCUCACCACCAGAUGCCAUUGCCAUCCAUUCGCAGGACCCUAUCGACGAAUUCAACCGUUCCCAGCCGCUGUUAUCGCUUGCGUUCCCUACCCUCUACCCUGACGGCAAGGCCGACUUCGUGGAGCCUCGCCUACGGAGCAUCACGUACCAGGACUACCUUGGCCAUGCGAUGAGAUGGCAUGACGGACGUUUUGCCCGCCAUAAAACGUGGCCUUUCGUCGCCCUCAACACGCUGCUACAGGAAGCGAUGGCUGAGCCUGAUGAGCCAGAGGCUCAGGACCUGAUCCAGUCGAUCACGCGCCAAGCCGCGGUAAUCAGGGGCACCCGGCCACCUGGCCUUUUCGUUACUGCAAAGUGGAAAGCAGCUCCUGAGGCGGCGCGCAUGGUCCUGUCCGGCAACUACUGCGAGACAACGCCCACAUCGCCGCCUACCACUUCUACAAGCGUUAUACGCUUCUUACGACUAUUGUCCUGA
Molecule: messenger RNA, 948 nt
Organism: Hirsutella rhossiliensis
Lineage: Eukaryota; Fungi; Ascomycota; Sordariomycetes; Hypocreales; Ophiocordycipitaceae
Product: ATP-dependent DNA helicase PIF1
Exons: 7
Coding region: 1-948 (315 amino acids)
Source: RefSeq, a predicted model, not a curated record